Molecule: messenger RNA, 1458 nt
Organism: Danaus chrysippus (African queen)
Lineage: Eukaryota; Metazoa; Arthropoda; Insecta; Lepidoptera; Nymphalidae
Source: the annotation of a GenBank genome assembly
AUGUCAGGUACACAAGCAAGUUUGUUUAUCAACAAUGAGUUCGUGGAUGCCGUGAGCAAAAAAACGUUCCCUACCAUCAAUCCUCAAGAUGAAUCCGUUAUAUGUCAAGUAGCUGAAGGCGAUAAGGCUGAUAUUGACUUGGCAGUGUCUGCAGCUGUGAAGGCAUUCCAUCGUUACUCCGAAUGGAGGAAGCUUGACGCGUCCCAAAGAGGCAGACUACUUCUCAAAUUAGCUGACUUAAUUGAGAGAGAUGCCGACUAUCUGGGUAAAUUGGAAACAUUGGACAAUGGAAAACCAGUCGCCCAAGCCAUUGGAGAGGCCAUAUGGUCCACAAAUAUAAUAAGAUACUAUGCCGGAAAAGCUGAUAAGAUAUUGGGAAAUACCAUUCCAGCAGACGGCGAAGUUCUCUCUAUGACACUCAAAGAACCAGUUGGUGUUUGCGGUCAAAUUCUACCAUGGAACUAUCCCAUUCCGAUGUUCGUGUGGAAAAUAGCUCCAGCUCUUGCAGCAGGUUGCACAGUGGUCGUCAAGCCAGCAGAACAAACUCCACUCACCGCUUUAGCUUUAGCAGCGUUGGUUAAAGAGGCUGGUUUCCCCGCUGGCGUUGUUAAUGUUGUCCCCGGCUAUGGACCUACUGCUGGCGCAGCCCUUACAAGCCACCCUCAGGUUGACAAAAUGGCCUUCACUGGAUCCACUGAAGUUGGCCGCAUCAUCAUGAAAGGCGCUAGCGAGGUCAAUCUGAAACGUGUGACCCUUGAAUUGGGAGGCAAGAGUCCUCUGGUCGUGUUCAAUGACGCUGAUGUUGACAAGGCUGCCGAAAUUGCUCAUCGUGCUGCUUUCGCCAACGCUGGUCAAUGCUGCGUUGCUGGUACAAGAACCUAUGUCCAAUCUGGCAUUUACGAUAAGUUUGUCGCGAAGGCUGCUGAGAUCGCUAAGAAGAGAUCCGUUGGUAAUCCUUACACCGACGUCCAACAGGGACCACAGAUCGAUGAUGAAAUGUUCACAAAAGUGAUGGGUUACAUCAACGCUGGUAAGAAAGAAGGCGCGAAGUGUGUCGCUGGAGGUGAUCGCCACGGUAAAGUCGGCUUCUUCGUUCAACCAACUGUGUUUGCUGACGUUACUGACAAUAUGAAAAUCGCCAGAGAAGAAAUCUUCGGUCCAGUUCAAAGCAUCUUAAAAUUCGAGACAUUCGAGGAAGUCAUUGACCGUGCGAACGAUUCCAACUACGGUCUCGGAGCUGGUGUCAUCACCAACGACAUCACACUAGCCAUGGCUUUUGUGAGACACGUCCGUGCUGGCAGCGUUUGGGUUAACACUUACGAGCAUGUUGCCCCACAAACACCAUUCGGCGGUUUCAGGGAAUCCGGUAUUGGUCGUGAAUUGGGAGAAGAUGGUAUCAUGCAGUACUUGGAGAACAAGACCGUUACAAUUAACCUACCAAAGGCACCCAUUGCAUAA